Geosmithia morbida is the source of this 1557-nucleotide messenger RNA. Its product is annotated as Cytochrome P450. Gene Ontology annotation, molecular function: iron ion binding; monooxygenase activity; oxidoreductase activity, acting on paired donors, with incorporation or reduction of molecular oxygen. The coding region runs from base 1 to 1557 and encodes 518 amino acids. The transcript has a single exon. Lineage: Eukaryota; Fungi; Ascomycota; Sordariomycetes; Hypocreales; Bionectriaceae. The record is from RefSeq and is a predicted model, not a curated record.
AUGGGGGUGAUGAAACAAGUGACCCGCGCCCUAGCAUCGGUCGCACAUGACAAUCCCGUCAUCGCAAUCAUCUUAGUUGUCGUCAUUGUCAUCGUCGCCCGUUCUGUAUACCGCGGCUCGCGACUCCAUGGCCUCUACGCGGUACCUGGUCCCGUCAUCCCACGGUUGACCUCCACCUGGCUCAAUUACCACGCAUUCAUCGCCGACGAGUGCACUGCCGUGCAUCGUCUCCACGAGAAAUACGGCCCCAUCGUCAGAACGGGACCGAACAGCGUCGACAUCGCCGACGGGGCGGUCCUCGAUACCAUUUACAUGGAAAAGGGCGGCUUCUUGAAGCCAGAAUUCUACCGCAACUUUGACAUUGACGGCCACGCCACCAUCUUCACGAGCACAGAUCCGAGCUACCGCGCCCUCCGGGCCAAGGCCGUUAACCCUCUGUUCAGCACAGCCAAUUUACGGGGCGGGGCGAGUCUUCUCGCCGCAUCGUCCCAGGGCUUCACGGAGCGUCUACGCCGCGAGACGGCCAGGGCGAAAACCGCUGAUGGUAAGGUCAACAUUCUUGCCCUCACUCGCGGCUUCGCCCUCGACUCUCUCACCUCGUACCUCUUGCGACGGCGCUACGGCGCGACCGACGAGGACAUUGUGAAGCAGAAUGGCGAGGCCGAGUCGAAAUCUGGCAAGGCAGGGGACAGUUCAAUGUCUGCGUCGUCAAUGGUGGACUCAUUUGUGGGCGUUGGCAAGAGCUGGUACCUGCCUAUAUGGGCGUUCCAGACAUACGAGCGCUUCAUGGGUACAAUACUACCCGAUCCCCAGGUAGAUCAGAGUAUGGCUUGCGUCGACACCUUCCUCAAAGGCGUUCUGGAUCAAGCGAAGCAGGAGGUCGCGCAAGAGACAACUGCUCAGCCGGCCACGUCCUUUCCCGCUCGUCUGCUCAAGGCCGGCUUUUCUGACAGCGAGGUCACGGCACAGUGCAAGGAUCUCGUGUUUGCCGGUACCGACUCCACCGCAAUGAAUCUGGCCACCAUCUGUUUCAUGCUCUGCAAGCACCCAGCCGUGUACCAGGCUCUCCGCCGAGAGAUCCUAGCACAAGGUCCGUCGCACCCGGAUCCGAGUUCUCUCCCGUACCUCCAGGCCGUCAUCAGAGAAGGAUUGCGACUCAGCAUGGCGAACCCGACACGCCUGCCCCGGCUUGUCCCGGCGGCAGGGUUUCGCUACGGGGAUUAUUUCCUGCCGCAGGGCACCGUUGUGUCUUGCACACCGUUUGAGCUGCACCUCAAUGGAAAGGUUUUCCAGGAUCCGCAGGAGUUCAAGCCUGAGCGUUGGCUCGACGAUGCUAACCCCAGCGAGGAGAUGAAGAGGGAUAUGAUUCCGUUCGGUCGCGGUACGAGACAGUGCAUCGCACGGAAUCUGGCAAUGACUGAGUUGAACACUGUCGUCAGCAAAAUUGCUGCACAGAAUGCCCUUGAAGGAUUGAAAAACGUUGGGGACAGAAUUGAGAUUGGGGAGUGGUUCAAUAGCUAUGUGCUCGGCCACAAGAUAGAGCUUUAUGUUGACUGA